Messenger RNA from Magallana angulata, 1771 nucleotides. Its product is annotated as NKAP family protein CG6066-like. NCBI's taxonomy places the organism in Eukaryota, Metazoa, Mollusca, Bivalvia, Ostreida, Ostreidae. Gene Ontology annotation, molecular function: chromatin binding. The record is from RefSeq and is a predicted model, not a curated record. Gene Ontology annotation, biological process: regulation of gene expression. The transcript is spliced from 9 exons. Gene Ontology annotation, cellular component: nucleus. Bases 47 to 1351 code for a protein of 434 amino acids.
CGUAAAUUCAUAGUAUUAAUAUACCUGUAAGCCUUUUACACACAUUAUGGGAAGGUACAGUUCCAGUCCAGAUGACAGUAGAAGAAGAAGAAAACCUUCAAAUUCCUCCGACUCAUCAGAUGAUUCAGACAGUAGCUCUCCUGACAGAAAAAAGACAAGGCGGUCAAGAUCUGACGAAAGACAACAGAAAAGCAAAUCAAAAAGUCAGAAAAAUACCUCCGCCAGAUCAAGAUCAAGGUCGUAUGAUAGAGGCAGGCAUAAUCACUCACGGUCGUCUGAUUCCCGCUCAGGGUCGAGUUCAGAUAGCCGAAGCAGGUCAAGAUCGUUUGACAAACGACGCUCGAGAUCAAGAUCUCCCUUCAGAGACAGAAAAUCUAAUGGCAGGAUGCACUCGGACAGGAAGUCAGCUAAUUUACCCAAACGAUACAGAUCACGGUCUCCCCUGCCUGAUUCGUCGUCCUACAGGCGUGAUAGAGGAGGCGACACCUAUGGCCAUGAUGACAGAGUCACAUCGAUGAGGUUUGGUGACAGGGAUGAUGGUAACAGUGGCAGGGGUGGUGGCAGGUCUGGUCACUUCCAGGGUCAUGGAGGAGGGGGGCGCUACAACAGGGGGAACAACGGCAUGCUCCCAGACUUCUUUGACAGACGUAGAGAGGAGAGGGAGAGGAUAGGGGAGAUGGGUAUACCAGAGUGCUGGGGACACUCCCCCUCACACGCCACCCUCACAGAUUCAGAGUCAGACAGUGGGAACUCAGCAGAGAAUAGCGACUCCUCUUCUGGGGCAAAAAGAAAAAGAAGCAAGAAGAAAAAGAAAAAGGAGAGAAAGCACAAGAAGAAAAGCUCUAAAAGCAAAAAGAACAAGAAAAAGAAAUCCAAGAAAAAGAAGAAGAAGGAGACAGAGUCCAGUGCGAGCGAAUCGGAGAAGGAGGAGGAGCCAAUGUGGUUAGAGAAGACAGUUCACAGAUCAGAGGAUGAGGAUGAAGAAGUUGGUCCUCAGCCAUAUCAACCCGAGAACACGGUCAACAGGAUGGACUAUGGUAAAGCAUUGUUGCCUGGUGAAGGUGCAGCUAUGGCUGCCUACAUCGCAGAGGGUAAGAGAAUCCCACGAAGAGGAGAAAUCGGUCUGACCAGUGAGGAAAUCGAUGGAUUUGAGCAAUCGGGCUACGUCAUGAGUGGAAGCAGACAUCGUCGAAUGGAAGCCGUUCGUUUGAGAAAAGAGAACCAAAUUUAUAGUGCUGAUGAAAAGCGAGCCCUGGCUAACUUCAACCAUGAGGAGAGGUCCAAGAGAGAGAAGAAGAUCCUCACACAGAUGAAGGAGAUGAUUCGGAAGAAGACCGAAAAUAAACACUAGAUAUCAGCAGAUAUCCACAGAUAUCAAGAGAGAGAAGAAGAUCCUUAUGCAGAAUAUCCUUAUGCAGAAGAAGACGAUUCAGAAGAAGACAGAAAAUAAACAGUCUAGAUAAAUAUCAUAAAAUGUCUGUAGAUAUCACCAGAUAUCCCAAGAUAACAAUGCUGAGUGUGGUUCAUGAAAUAGGUGCAUUUAAAUCUGAUCUUUAUUUUUUUUAAAUUGGAAGUUUUAGCGAAAAAUUUCACCAAACUCUGUUCCACGUUGUUAACUUGAAAGGAAAAUUACACAAAUAAUUUUGAAUCUGCCAAUAGACCUUAGAACUACAAUGUAAGCACUGUAUUAAAGAAAAAAUAUACUUCUUGGAAAACAUCAUUUGUAUGUAAAUAUGAAAAUAAAGAUAUUAAAAUAAUAUUAUUACAAGAA